CGUUCUGCAGUUCUCAUUUUAAUCUCAAUCUAGGAACUGGAAGAAGAGAUUUAGGAACUGUGCGCCCAGCGCUCACCCACACUGGAACAUCCAAGAGAGCGCUGGGAGCGCCUGGAUCAGCUCAGAUUCGCUUUUCCUACUCGGGGGCCUGGGAGGCAGAGGAGAAAGCGCCGGGACCACCCUAAGCGGUCCCCACAGCCCGCCGCCCGGCUGGCUGGCAGCACGGAGGUGGUAGGGUUUCGGGGACCUUGAGUGCCCAGGCUGGGCAGCGGCGUCGCACCCCGUGGGGCCACGAGGGUGGCUGGAGCGCUGGGUUCGAGCAUCGGCAGUGAGAGCUGACUGCGCGCGAGGCACAGGCGGCCGCAGCCGUUGGGGCGCGCGGCUGUUUCCCAGGGGAGAGCCGGCCGCCGCCGUGCGGGCUCAGAGCCGCGGGCCCAGCCGGACACCACCCGGCCCGGGGGCCACCGGGGAUCCUGAACACGACGACGCACCUUCGGAGGACUGGAAACCCCGGGGGCGUCCCAGACGCCCAGGAGGCAUGGCAGGUUGGGGGCGGCGCGGGCGCUUGGUGCACCCCUCCGCCUCGGUGCACCCCACAGGCUCGGCAUCCAGGCCGCCGUCCGCAUCCAGACUCAAGGCGGCUCGAAAACCAGAGCCCCCCAGCGAACGCGAGAAGGCGGCCAUCCAGAAGCGGGCCGAGGGCCGGGCCAAAGUCCCGCCCAGAUUCAGGGACAGCGUCCAGCGUUUUUUCCUCUCGCCCACAGGACUCUUGAAGAUCAUCAGGCUGGGCCUUCUCCUAGGGGCACUAGUUUGUUUCAUCAGUGUGGAGGCCCAGGAGUCCUAUAUAGCAGUCACAAUUCUGGAAAUCUGCAUCGAUGUUUUAUUCAUUCUAAUGUAUAUGCUAACCCUUCACCGCUUGAUGACUUAUUUACAUUGGCCCUUACUUGAUCUUAUCAACAGUUUCAUUACUACUGUGUUCCUUUUAGUAGUUGCGGCCCUGGCGAUGCAAGAAAAGGAAAGAAGGCAUUUAUUCUAUGUUGGAGGGACCCUGUGUCUCACAGCGGCAAUAGUGUGUCUCAUUGACGCGACUGUGGUCACCAAGACGAUGAGGAAGAACAUGAAAAAAGCCCUGGGAAUCGAAACCGAAGCCAAUCCCCCCUGGACCUCAAAACCCAACCCUACCGCAAAGGUACCCAAAAGGGGAGGCCCAAACGCACCUACAAGGACAACCGUGAAGCUACACAGCUGGUCAGGUGUGAGGGCACCCUCGCAGGCCGGAGGGUCGAGAACCUGGAAAGCACCCUCGCGAGCAGCCUCGAUUUCUCCCUCCCUCCACUCGAACCAGUGAGCUCGCAUGCUGUCACCCACUUCUGCCAACACGGAUCAUAAAAUCAGUGCUGCUAAACCGUGUUGCCUUGUGUAAAA
Messenger RNA from Phacochoerus africanus (Common warthog), 1425 nucleotides. Its product is annotated as CKLF-like MARVEL transmembrane domain-containing protein 1. The transcript is spliced from 4 exons. The record is from RefSeq and is a predicted model, not a curated record. Bases 539 to 1348 code for a protein of 269 amino acids. Lineage: Eukaryota; Metazoa; Chordata; Mammalia; Artiodactyla; Suidae. Gene Ontology annotation, cellular component: membrane.